AUGGGUAAUCACAGCAUAAAAACAACUAAACGCAAAAGGGCACGGCUAAGUGAACUACGAGAGCAUAUGAAUAAUAUAAGGUUUCAUAAACAGAAGGCGGCAUUUCGACCUAAAACCCUAGCAGUCCUAUGUGAAAGAGUAAUUCAUAAAUACAAACUCCUACCCGAGAAAAAAAAGUUCACAACUCCCGAGACAUUUUCCGUUGUUGGUGGAAAACCAUUAAGAAAGAGAUCAGAAAAACCGCUGCUAGACAAAAAAGAAAAGAAAGGAAAAAAUCCAAAAAGCCUAGUGGCGCUUUGCCGAAUUGUCAUCAAAAAAUACAAUAUUUUACCUCAAUGCGAAGAGACUGAACGACCGGCAUCUAACCAAUUACUAAUUGAAAAAAGCGAACCUUCAAGAAAACGGGGAAGACCGCGGAAGUCAGAAUCAAUCAAACCAAUUAAGGAAACACCUACAAGAAAGCGGGGAAGACCACGCAAAGAUCAGACGACAUCACAUGAAUAUGGCGAAGCUUCCAUUAGUUACUCGACUUUUCUAGAACAAUCACAGGAUAUGGGAAAAAUCAAAGUAGAACAAGACCUCUUCUCUGAAAACGAUCCUUUACAACAAGGUGAAGAUGAUUACACAGUUAUAAUAAAAGAAGAACGCCUCGACAUUGAACACGAAGACUUCACUGAGCGUGUUUCUGUCACUGUCGAAGUUCCUCAAGGUGCAGCUCAAGGAAUAAUCAUAAACCCAAUGGCCCAAGUAGAAGUACCUGAUCCUUAUGGACGGAUAAUAGAGGCAAAAACUAUGACCGUAGUCAUGGAUGAAUACCAGAUAUUUGCCAACAGUAUAGCUGAACAAUUACGAGCAUUGCCUCCCAAUAGAGCGUUACUGCUGCAACUUGAUAUUCAAUCUAUGAUCGAUAAUGAAAAACAGCUUAUUGGACAUGAAAGUUAAUGUGACACUUCCGUGUAUAAAACACAUGUGAUAUGUUAGUUUUAUUAUAAUACUACUGACAGUGCUCAAAGACUGAUUGAUAUUAUUGGACUGGUUAUUAAUAUAACUGGAAUUUCAUCAGUGAUUAAUAUUAAUAUUGAAUUUCUUCUAGUGUUACAAUUUAUAUUUUAAGUGCAUUGUGAUACUCUUUAUUUUAACUUUAAGUUUUUUUGUGUAGCUAAACGUUUCUUUUUUCAACGCAAAGAAGAUAUUGACACUCAAAUAAUUGC
Cydia splendana is the source of this 1211-nucleotide messenger RNA. RefSeq lists its product as uncharacterized. NCBI's taxonomy places the organism in Eukaryota, Metazoa, Arthropoda, Insecta, Lepidoptera, Tortricidae. The record is from RefSeq and is a predicted model, not a curated record. Gene Ontology annotation, molecular function: DNA binding. The transcript has 9 exons. Bases 1 to 942 code for a protein of 313 amino acids.